Molecule: messenger RNA, 1197 nt
Organism: Entelurus aequoreus (snake pipefish)
Lineage: Eukaryota; Metazoa; Chordata; Actinopteri; Syngnathiformes; Syngnathidae
Exons: 3
Coding region: 262-1197 (311 amino acids)
Source: RefSeq, a predicted model, not a curated record
AGGGCACUGCAGCCGACUGUAAAUAAUACAGGAAUGUUUAGCUGCUGGGAAGUUAAUAAAACGAGGAAGAUCUGUUUCUUUUAACUUUUUUACUGAACUUCAUAGAACACUUACAGCACUUGCUCUUGGCUCGAUUUGGCGGAAUGAUACAGAUCACACACAUGCGUCAGACAUUGAUCUCCUGUAGUAUAACUGCGCAUAAACUAGAUCCCUACAUCACAGCCGCUCCAUCACUGGAAAGAAAAGAGGGCGUCCGAGGCCAUGAUGAGAGAGGAGAGAUCGGAAAAAGACCCACACACGAGCGAGAAGGAGGCGGCUGCGAGAGCGACGAAAAAUAGCAAAAAUAAAGACUCGUCAAACCUGGAAUCCGGGCUCCCACAUUAUUCUGUCAGUCCAGAGAGAACCCACGGCAUAGAGACUUCCACAACUGGCGCCCAAUCAACCUUUGGAUCAGAGAUGUCGGCUCCAAAUCCGCUGGAAGCACUUGGGCGAGUGCUGGCGGAAGUGUCAGCGGCAAGCCAUCAGCAGAUGGAGGCGGUCCGCCACCAGAUGGCCCAGCAGAGCCAAAUCCUGCUGGCGCUAGCGGGCGGGGUUGGAGCGGCACCGCCAACAUCAGCAGCCGUCUCCGGGCAACGCAUGGCAGAGACCGAGGACAUUUUUGAGGCCACGGCAGCAGCAUGCGGGUGGCCUGAAGAAGAGUGGGGGGUGCGACUGCUACCGCUACUGGCAGGGAAAACACAGCAGGCGGUGCUUAGCCUACCGGCGGCCUCCCGUGUGCAUUUCCCGGACUUGAGAAGGGCAAUACUGGACCGGGUCGGCAGCACAGCGGAGGACCAUCGACGCCGGUUCCGGGCACUAAGGCUGGGACCAGAGGACUGCCCGUUCGUGCUCGGGCAGCAGCUCCGAGACGCGGCGACCCGGUGGCUGCAACCGAGAGAAAGCGACAACCCGAUGCUGGAGCUCAUCCUGCUAGAGCAGUUCUUGGAGGCCAUACCAGCAAAGAAGCCAGCUACAAGAAGUUCUCUCGCAGCGGGCGUGGAGGAAGUGGUUGAAGGUACUUGGGAGGUGUUGAGCGCAAUGGAGGCUGAGACGCUCAGCCAUUCCCCCAUGGAGCGCCAGGACCUGAUCUGGGGUCCUAACGGCACGCUGGUUCUGAUCGGCUCAGUGUGGCCCGGGGACGUUUUUUACUUCUGUUAA